This is a messenger RNA of Aspergillus heteromorphus CBS 117.55, 790 nucleotides long. RefSeq lists its product as uncharacterized. Gene Ontology annotation, molecular function: carbon-nitrogen ligase activity, with glutamine as amido-N-donor. Bases 120 to 677 code for a protein of 185 amino acids. The record is from RefSeq and is a predicted model, not a curated record. Gene Ontology annotation, cellular component: mitochondrion. NCBI's taxonomy places the organism in Eukaryota, Fungi, Ascomycota, Eurotiomycetes, Eurotiales, Aspergillaceae. The transcript has 2 exons.
AUUUGAUCGGCUCUCUCGCUAGCCACGACCUUCUUAUUGUUCUAUUCCCUAAGCGUGUUCCUGCCAUUCGCUUCCCCCCCUCCAUUCACCCCCCACACAACCACAAGUCCAAUUGCACAAUGCUUCAAUCCAUGCGACUAACACCCCGUCUGGGACUCGGGCUGGCUGUGCGCCAGGUGCGAUGGAACUCGACUGGCCCCGUUCUGCCGCCUCUGAUGGCGACGCUCAGAACGGAUCUCAAGACCGCUAUGCGGGCAAAGGACAAGCCCAGACUGAACGUCCUCCGCGCCCUGAUCUCCGAGACCAACAACGCCGCCAAGACGAACUCCCCCAUCGAGACCGACCUGCAGCUGCUGGGCCUGAUCAAGAAGCGCAUCGCCUUGUCGCAGGACGCCAUCAAAGAGUUCGAGGCCGAGAACCGCCCCGACCUGACGGAGGGCGAACAGCAGCACGUCACCGUGCUGGAAGAGUACGGUGCCCAGGUGCAGACCAUGAGCUUGGAUGAUAUCAAGACCAUUGUCUCCGAGGAGAUUGCCAAGGUCAAGGAGUCCGGCGAGAAGCCCCAGAUGGGAUCUCUGCUCAAGUCUCUAUUCUCCUCUGGGGGUGCCCUGGACGGCAAGCCCGCCGAGAGAGCCGAGGUCGCGAGGAUUGUCAAGGAGGCUGUUGCUUCCGCCUGAACGCCGACACAGAGCGCAUAGAUGUAUAUUACCCACCUGUAUAAUUACGCAUACCCAACUCCACCUAGCUACCAGCUACCAGCUACCAGCCCGAAGACUGGGAUAAAUACGAU